This is a messenger RNA of Myripristis murdjan (pinecone soldierfish), 4010 nucleotides long. It is a transcript of the gene atf5a, whose product is annotated as activating transcription factor 5a. The record is from RefSeq and is a predicted model, not a curated record. Gene Ontology annotation, biological process: regulation of transcription by RNA polymerase II. Lineage: Eukaryota; Metazoa; Chordata; Actinopteri; Holocentriformes; Holocentridae. Bases 458 to 1972 code for a protein of 504 amino acids. Gene Ontology annotation, cellular component: nucleus. Gene Ontology annotation, molecular function: RNA polymerase II transcription regulatory region sequence-specific DNA binding; DNA-binding transcription activator activity, RNA polymerase II-specific. The transcript has 4 exons.
AAGGAGUAAUUCACGGCAUAUUGGAGUAGGGGCUUAGCUGUGUGUAGGAUGUGGGCUGUGCUUUUGUAAACCGAGAAGUGGGGGGCGGAGGAAUCCACAACGCGGUUUGUCCCGGUGACGCAGUUGGUUGCUAGGUGUGAAUGAACUGGUGCUCUCUUCCCAAUUAAGCUGCUCUUCAGUCAUCAGGUUGAUCACAACAAAGCAACAACUCGUCCUCUCUGCCGUCCCGGAUAUACCGAGCAAAAAUAUGGCUCUUUAAACUCGUGACGAAGUUGAACCCCGAAAAGAAGUCGUGCUUUGCUUAAGCAACGCACCCCCAAGUGCUCUAUAUUUUUUCCUGCAAGAAUGGAGUUUCAUUAUGCUCACCCAGCCCUGCUCUCUGUGGCACAUCUGUCAGACCCCGCUUGCUCUCAGCAUAUGCUUGGACUUGGAUUGAAUCAAAAGACCAAUAGACAAAAUGAUGGCAGCGUCAGCUCCUGUUUGGAAGACUCUUCGUGUCUGCCCGGCAGACCCCCUCGCUCUCUCUCACCCACAGGCUAACUACAGCCAAUCACAGGGGUGCAGGGGGGAGGUGUCAGAGGAGAGUCAGCACUUAAUUGGUGAUGGUCUCACUGACUGGAUGACGGAAGAAGUGGACUUCUCCUCGUACCUCCCAAACCCUCCUUCCCCUCCCUCCCCUACCAAUGCUUCCCUUCCCCCUUCACCCCUUCAGAAUGAUAUCCAGGUGCCCUCUGAUUUGGAGGUCAUGACCUCUCUAUUGCAAGAGGAACUUGCUCAACUGGAGGACUACUUCCUGUCCGAACCACUGCCAGAGAAGGGGCCAAAGUUGGGAAAAUGCGACAGGGGUCCACUGCCAGCGGGUCCUCAACCGUUCUGUCAGCUGCCAUACGCAUCAUACUCUACUUCCAACCAAUCGGAAUCCAGCCCACUUCUUGUUACCCUGGCAACCGGAGAACUGGACCUGCUGAGUAUCUGUGGCGGGCCAAUUGGCCGAUCCAAAAUUCCUAGACACGCCCCAUACAGCUGCAGUCGCCCAAAUGGGUGUGGUAGGAAAAAAGUUCCUGAUGGGGUUAGAUUGGGUGAAAGCUAUGAGAAUAGUUUGUGGAGUUCCAAAGGAAAUAACUCAGGUAACUCAGCGGUGACCCUUACUAGUAAUUAUGGCUGUGUAGAAAAUGAGCAGCUGGUAGGGAAAAGCUACUGUCUGGGAAGUGCAGUUGAGGUUAGAAGAUGCGCCGUCCUACCCAAAGAAGAGAAAAACUGCUGUUUCAGCCAAGAGAUCAUCGGUGGUGCAAAGGUUGUUGGUGGCGGGUUUGGUUUUGGUGGGCCACUUGAUGUCCCCCAUAAGAGAGAGGAUCUGUUGAUGUAUGGCAUGAGGGAGAUCAGUGGAGGAAGUGGCAACAGCGAGGUGCUAAACAACAUCAAACCUGGCGUGGAGGUGACAAAAGCCACGGUUUCUUGGAAAAGCGAGAGCAGUGAGAGUUAUCUUGCAACAGCACAACAAUCUGAGGCCUAUCACAGCUUCUUAGGCAACAUUAAUGAGCAGGUCAAAUCAGAGAGUUUACAGAUAGGGCAACAUGAUUUACACUGUAAUUUUCUUGAGGAUCAGGGCCCAGAGUGUCUUUUAAUGGCUAGGGAGAUUCUUAACUUGGAGUCACCAGGGCACAGACAAGCGUGUAGGCUGAAGGAAGACCCCUGUCCUAUGAAAUACGAAGUAGACAUCAUUCCAGGUGAAGGUGGGGAGCGCAAACAGAAGAAGAGAGAUCAGAACAAAACUGCCGCUCACAGGUAUCGCCAACGAAAGAGGGCGGAGCUUGAUUCUUUGGAGGAACAGUUGCACUGUCUUGAAGGAAGGAACCGGGAACUCCGAGACAAGGCAGAGUCCGUAGAACGUGAAAUCCAGUAUGUUAAAGACCUACUGAUUGAAGUGUACAAGGCCCGCAGCCAAAGGCUUAAGCAGGAUGCAACCGCAUAACACCAAGCUUCUGCAAGUACAUUUACAGAGGACAUAACAGGGAAAUUGUAGAGCUUUUUUUUUUUUCGUUUUGUCGAAGAUUGAAUGUUUUUUCAUGGCGGGUGGGGUAACUGCAUGUUUUGCUAAUGUGAAUUAUUUUUUACCUUUCUAGUCAACAAUCUAUCCAAUGCUUCCAUUGCUUUCGCACUCUGAAAAUCUAACCACUUGAGCCUGCACUGUGACGUUUUAUGCUUUAAAUGACAAUCACUUUUAAUGGAUCUCAUGUUGAGUGAAUCUACUAACUGAAAUAGGAUUGAUUUCCAGAGAAUACCAUUCAUUAUGCAGGUUUAGAAUUUUUGACGGCCUUACAUUGGAGUUGAUGUCAGCAAUAGAACUAAACUAAAAGCGUAUCUAUUUUCAAAUUUUAUUUGUAAAUAUCACUGUUUUCAAAUAGUUAACAUAGUGAAAUAUAUGUUGUGACAGCAGGUGAAAUAGUUUGAUUUCAUUUUGACUGCCUAUCUUACAAACCAAAUAUUUUUCUAGAAUUACUUCUAAGAUCCCUAGUGAAGCAGAUAUUUCAGUUGCCAUAAAUAUUUUAAAUUAUUGGAAUUACAUUUGAGUAUCUGUUGACUUUUACAAUUGUGGAAAGGAUCAUCUUAUAUGGAGGACGUAAACUAUUCAUCAGCAGCCGUUGGAAACAUCAUUGUCAAUAUUUUGAUAAGUUCGCCAUCCUUUCCAAAUAUUUGGAAGUAAUAGCAAAGUAAUUCUUUUUAACUUAUGGUUUCGUUAAAUUAUGUGAAUAAGUUGCCAGCUUUAAUAGAAAUUGAGGAAUGGGAUUCAUGUACUUUAAGCAUGCAUUUUUUUUUUAAAACAAAAUUAUGGAUUUUUAUUUAAUUAUUUAGUUUAAUUAAGUAUUUAUUUAAUUUAUUUUUUACUUUAUUUUAUUUAUUUUUUGCUUUUCACUGAAGUUGAAACUCCAUCAACUGCUCUGGUAACUUAAUGUAGUCGACUGUUUUUCAUUAAGGUUUACUGAAAAUCAUUGUCUGUGUUCUUCCAACUAAUAACAGGCCACCUGUUUUUUCCACCAUGUAAUUGUGAAUAAUGGUAUAUAGUCCAAAUUACUCUGAUAGUUUGUCUUUCCUCAGUUGCAAAUUGCAAUACAAUCUAUUUUGCAGCUCAGGUUAUGCAAUUUAUCCUGCAGUCCCCAAGUGUCAGUUGAUGAUUCAUGAAAGAUUAGGCUCAGCAUAUUUCAGUCCAUCUUUUUACAUGGUAAAGAUCUGAUGGCUCUUGAUAGAUUGCUUUUCCAUAUGUACAGAUAUUGUGACUAGUGACUUUUUAGCAGCCUCACUCUGCAUGUGUUUCCAUUAAUGUACUCUCUGGAAUAGAAAAUGUAGGAUUUCAGAUAGCAGUGGAGGAUUCUGUGUCUACUUGCUUGUUUAGGCAAUAAGUUUUAUAGGCCUAUGGCUGGUCUGCACUAAUUUGUAACAACUUUUUGUAUGUUCAGGGAGUGGAGCUUGUUAGCCUUUGCUUUGUAGAAAAUGAAUUUUAAAAAUAUGUAGCUUUUUCAUUAGAUUAUUUGUGAUAGCCUUUGCAAUGUUAUUAGCUUUGGUGUAUGAGGAUAUAUUGUCUGAAUUAUUUUCAACACAUUUGUUGCUAAUAUGAAUGUUGUUUUGCAGAGGAAUCGCUCCUAGGCAAAUAACAUCUUUGUUAAAUAAUUAUCUAUAAGAUAGAUAUUGAACUUGUUUUGUUUUUUCUUCUUUUUUUCAUGCACAAUUAUUGUAAUGUGACAAUCUUGAAACAUAAUAAGUGCUAGCCUAUAUGGACAUUUAUUCAUGUUUAUUAUAGGCUUAUUCAAUACAUGUCUGCUUUCACUCAUACAAUGUGCUAUCAACCCCGAUAUAUUAAAAAAAGAUCAUGCAUCCUAAAAUGUUUAAUGAUAGCAUAAUUCACCAUGAUUUUAAAUUUGAUUAUAAGGCUUUGUAAUUUGGACUUAAUUCUAUCAUAAACAUAUUUUCGUUGUCAUCGACCCUCUCCCACCAAAAUAAAGUGUUUGUGUCAA